Messenger RNA from Elephantulus edwardii (Cape elephant shrew), 1916 nucleotides. RefSeq names its product glycogen synthase 1 (muscle) (gene GYS1). The record is from RefSeq and is a predicted model, not a curated record. The transcript is spliced from 13 exons. The coding region runs from base 243 to 1916 and encodes 557 amino acids. Gene Ontology annotation, molecular function: alpha-1,4-glucan glucosyltransferase (UDP-glucose donor) activity. Gene Ontology annotation, cellular component: cytoplasm. NCBI's taxonomy places the organism in Eukaryota, Metazoa, Chordata, Mammalia, Macroscelidea, Macroscelididae. Gene Ontology annotation, biological process: glycogen biosynthetic process.
UCCUGGCGGCCGCAAGUUUCACUGCAGCCGAGCCAGGAGGCUCAGUGACGCUGUGGCCGCCUCCAGCCUUGGUCUGAGCGCUGACGAGCUGGGGGGUGCGGUCGUGCAAUAGGAAGCCGAGAGGGUAUUGCAAGCUUUCCGUUGGACACCAGCUACUGAGUGCCACGCCCUGCCCGGUGCAUUCCCUGCACACCUUCAGGGCCCCCACCUGUGGCCCCCAGACUCCCCUUCUUGUGCUAGCCAUGCCUCUAAGCCGCAGUUUGUCCAUAUCCUCACUGCCCGGACUGGAGGAGUGGGAGGAUGAAUUCGACCUGGAAAACACAGUGCUCUUCGAAGUGGCCUGGGAGGUGGCCAACAAGGUGGGUGGUAUCUACACGGUGCUGCAGACCAAGGCCAAGGUGACGGGCGAUGAAUGGGGUGAUAACUACUACCUGGUCGGGCCGUACACGGAGCAAGGAGUGAGGACCCAGGUGGAACUGCUGGAGCCCCCGACCCCGGCCCUAAAGAGGACCCUGGAGUCCAUGAACAGCAAAGGCUGCAAGGUGUACUUUGGACGCUGGCUGAUCGAAGGGGGUCCCCUGGUGGUGCUACUGGACGUGGGAGCCUCUGCCUGGGCCCUGGAGCGCUGGAAGGGCGAGCUCUGGGAUACCUGCAACAUCGGGGUGCCUUGGUACGACCGGGAGGCCAACGAUGCUGUCCUUUUUGGCUUCCUGACCACCUGGUUCCUGGGCGAGUUCCUGGCCCAGAGUGAGGAGAAGCCACACGUGGUGGCCCACUUUCAUGAGUGGCUGGCGGGCGUGGGGCUCUGUCUAUGCCGAGCACGGAGGCUGCCCGUGGCAACCAUCUUCACCACCCAUGCCACGCUGCUGGGACGAUACCUGUGUGCGGGGGCCGUGGACUUUUACAACAACCUGGAGAACUUCAACGUGGACAAGGAAGCAGGUGAGCGGCAGAUCUACCACCGGUACUGCAUGGAGCGCGCGGCCGCCCACUGCGCCCACGUCUUCACCACUGUGUCCCAGAUCACCGCCAUCGAGGCUCAGCACCUGCUGAAGAGGAAACCAGAUAUUGUGACCCCCAACGGACUGAAUGUGAAGAAAUUCUCUGCCAUGCAUGAGUUCCAGAACCUUCAUGCCCAGAGCAAGGCUCGAAUCCAAGAAUUUGUGCGGGGCCAUUUUUAUGGGCACCUGGACUUCAACUUGGACAAGACCUUGUACUUCUUCAUCGCCGGUCGCUAUGAGUUCUCCAACAAAGGGGCUGAUGUCUUCCUCGAGGCCUUGGCCAGGCUCAACUAUCUGCUCAGAGUGAAUGGCAGCGAGCAGACAGUGGUCACCUUCUUCAUCAUGCCGGCUCGAACCAACAACUUCAACGUGGAGACCCUCAAGGGCCAAGCCGUCCGCAAGCAGCUGUGGGACACUGCCAACGCCGUGAAGGAGAAGUUCGGGCGGAAGCUGUACGAGUCUUUGCUGGUGGGGAGCCUCCCGGACAUGAACAAGAUGCUGGACAAAGAGGACUUCACCAUGAUGAAGAGAGCCAUCUUUGCCACACAGCGGCAGUCCUUCCCCCCUGUAUGCACCCACAAUAUGCUGGAUGACUCGUCAGAUCCCAUUCUCACCACCAUCCGCCGAAUAGGCCUUUUCAAUAGCAGUGCCGACAGGGUCAAGGUGAUUUUCCACCCAGAGUUCCUCUCCUCCACCAGCCCGCUGCUGCCCGUGGACUAUGAGGAGUUUGUCCGAGGCUGCCACCUAGGGGUUUUCCCCUCUUACUACGAGCCUUGGGGUUAUACACCAGGUAAAGAACUGACCACCACCCCAGAGGGAACCUGCGUGGAGGUAGAGGUGGGGGAGGCUCCGGAGCCCAGGGGUGGCCAGAUGGCGGGCUCACGGCUGUGCAGGGACACUGUGGGAGACCUGUGA